Messenger RNA from Astrephomene gubernaculifera, 2311 nucleotides. The record is from the annotation of a GenBank genome assembly. Lineage: Eukaryota; Viridiplantae; Chlorophyta; Chlorophyceae; Chlamydomonadales; Astrephomenaceae.
CCCUCCGCCACCGCCACCGCCUCCACCCCUUCCUCCUCCCCCUCCGCCGCCUCCCCCGCCUCCUCCUCCUCCCCCGCCACCGCCUCCUUUCCCUGCCCUUCCUAAGACCAGCCCCUGCGACUGCCUAAGCCCCCUCGUCAACACCAACAGCCGUUGGAGCGUAUCCUUCCAAGGCACUGACAACAAGAAGAGCCUGAUUGUAUACAACUUCCAGAUCACCCUCAAUGACGGCAGCAAGUGCAGUGCCGUCAACUACCGCAACGGCAGCUGCUGCGAAGCCUCCCUGGAGGGCGUAUCCUUCCCCGUCCUGGCCGCACACAAGGACGGCAUCCAGGCUGCUGUGGUGACGGGCCCCAAUGGCCAGCAGCUGGUCGCGACGCUCUUUACCGCCUACGAUUAUGGCGUGCGUGUGCAGUUCAAGAACCCGCUUUUCACUAACAGCUUUGUGGCGGGCUCCGCGGUGUCGGUGUCGCUUGUCAUGAGCAAGAGCUUCUGGUCCGACGCUACGAUCUUCCCUUGCCCGGCCUCUAAAUGGGACACCACCGGCAACGCCUGCGACUACUGGCUUCAUGGACACCAGACCGUGCCUGGCAAGCCACAGAACAUGCUUGCUGACGACGGCACCGUUCCUGCCUGCUGCCCGGAGGGCGUCAUGCACUUCUGCCCCCAGCAGCCCGCCGCCUGCGUCUCUGACCUGGCAGCCAGUCCGUACACCCUCACCUUUGGCUCGCGUGUGCAGUCGGGUGGCAACACCGUCUUCACCUUCAACCUCGCCCACCGCAACCUCCGCAGCGCCUGCUCCGCCAUGGCCAUUGACAACGUCAUCCUCUACGUUGACUCGGCCUAUGCAGUGCCGGGCGUCACCGCAACCCUGGGCUCCAUCGGCACCAAAGUACGGCCUGGAUCUGAGGGCCCCGUGUCGUACCUCAACAUCUCAAUGUCCUCGUACGCUUCCGUCCAACCCAACACCCUUACCGUCACGGUUCCUGGCAACGUCGCCCUCUCGGACCUCUGCGUGACUCCAUCGACUGGAGGCUCCCGGGUGUGCAACUAUGCCCUGGUCGGGGCGCAGCGCAGCAGUGGCUCUUCGCAGCUGUGCUGCCCAGCCGGCAACAUCCCCGCCACGCUUCCUUCCGGCCGCCGCCUGAUGUCCGUGGACGAUGAGACCUACGCCACCCUUGCCUCCGGCGGCUCGAUCUGCGCGAAGUACGACCCCACGGCCUCGUGCUUCUCCAUUGCCCCCAUUGAGAUUUCGGAGACCUUUGACGAGGGCAUGACGUUCAACUUCAAGCUCACGCGCACCAGCGCCGCUCCCUCAUGCCCGCGGGAGUUCCAGGUGAUGGUCUCAUCAGCCGCCAUGGCGGCGUUCAAGGAGGGCCGCGGCCACAUCUGGGCGGAGGGGCUGCCUGCUGGCGACCACUUCACGUGGGUAUUGCCGGCGCCCAAUGGCGGCGAUGCGGCCAUUGGCACGACCACGAUGGUGUCCUUUACGCUGCGUGGUCACGGGCUGGACCGUGUGAGCCGGGCAUGCACUGUGCGGUCGCGGGACUCUUGCGUGUUCCGGCUGCUCAGCGACUCGGGCUGCUUCUCUGGGGAGGUGGCCACGGACUUCCUGUUCAGCGGCAGCCACCACCGACAUGCAUGAGGGCCUUAGGGGUUCAGUGUGAUGUAUUGGGUUGUGAUUAUAGCCGUGGCUUAGUGCUAGCUGCAGCUCAUUACGGAGCCGUUAUGAGAUGGAUUAGGGUGAGGGGAUGUGAGCGAGGGUUUGGUUAGGGGGCCGCGCAAAGGAACACGGGGGUUCACGGGUUCUACGACAGCGGUGUGGGCGAGCGGUAGGCGGUUUAGCCUGACACCUAAACGCUCUCAGGCGGCUGGGGUCCAUGGAAUGCCCAAUGAGUGACCGAUAUGUUGGAAAGCAUGCUAGCGACGUCACGUUUUAGAGUCUGUAAGGCCUGUUACUUCGGCAGGAAAGGACCGUGAGCACUGUGUCGUCCGUGUAUACUGUCAAGCACCAAUGUGGUGGUCCUUGUUUCGUUUGGUUGGCGCUUUUUGCAGCGUGCUGUAGCUAUCUGGUUUCCUAACUCUCCCAACUGGAGAGGGACGUGGUGAGGUGCACGCGAGGGACAUUGUCAGCUUGCCGCUGACCCGGCGUUUGGUCCAGACAUGCAUUACUAGUGUUUAACCGGCAGGGGACAGCAACUUGGAUGGACUAGGAAGCACGCUGUGACCUUUUGCAUGGCUGGAGGAGCUUGCCUGCAUGCUUUGGGCUGAACGACUUGUAAUAUGCGCACAAGCUCUCAUGUUAUGCCAC